CCACCCCCCACGAAAUGACUCUUUGGCCAGGAAGGACAUCCGUGAACGUCUCCACCCUGACUUUCUUAGCGUUACUCGCUACUAGCACAAAGGGCGUCAGGGUAUCCGAAAUCCGGGUGCCAGCCCUGGUGGUGUCUGGAACAACGGUACAGCUUUCCUGCAACUACGAACAGCGCAGAGACCGGCCGGAUCCGCUCUACUCCGUGAAGUGGUAUAGGGGAACAGAGCACUUCUACGAGUACAUACCGAAGAACGACCCUCCGGACCGAGUUUACCCUCAGCCUUAUAUCAAUGUCGAUAAACGACGGAGCAACAUCACUUCGGUAGUGCUGACGGGGCUGAAGAAGGAGUCCUCGGGCACGUACCGCUGUGAAGUCAUGGGAGACCGUCCCCACUUCGAAACAGAUGACGACGGCCAGAACAUGACUGUGUUAGAAAUACCAGUGUGGGGACCAGCGAUCCAGGGACUAACGCCCGGAAGCCGAGUCCUCCCAGGGGACAUGGUGGAAGCCCGCUGUUUGGUCGAAGCGUCCGAUCCUCAAGUCGAUAUCUCCUGGCUUUUGAACAGCCAAGAAAUGCCCUCCCAUGCCCGUGUGACGCUCAUAUCUGAGGGCAACAUGUAUGGCGAAAACAUACAGGCUUCCGAAUUGAAGUUUGAGGCGACCGAGGAGUCCUUCAGGAGAGGAGCCCUGACCCUUACUUGUGAAGCUAAACUCUCCGAUGUCUUCCACAAGUCAACAAACGUCACCUUGAUUCACGCGCUGCAGCCACAGCCUGCAGAAUUUGGUUGGUUUUCGAAAGGAUCCUCUUCGGCCACUUCUAUAAAGUUCAUGCCGGCAGUCAUGUUCCUGCUACACGUAUCACUGUUAUAAUAAUUAUAGGUGUUGUUCUGCUAUUUUUUUUUUUCUUCUUUUUUUUUUCUAUACGUCUGCCUGGAAGGUCUACCCAGAGACUGACUUUAGUCUAACGCUGUAUAGUCUUACGCUGUAUGUAGUAGUCUGCCUCCAGUCGGGUAAACUUUUUAGACACUUCGGGUAUUUCAUUUUUCUUUUAAAAAAAAGAUGUCUCGAAUUAUUUAUAGUAAGCCGCGCCCUUCUGUUAUUCUCCUGUCGGCUUGGUCUGCUAGGCUGGUGCUGGUGAGUUUCCAUUUUCUAUAUAGGUGUCACUCGAGCACGUUUUCUAUAGAGGAGGCGUCACACGAACACGUUUUCUAUAGAGGCGUCAUACGAACACGUUUUCUAUAGAGGCGUCAUACGAACACAUUUCCUAUAGAAAUGUUGUAACACGAACACGUUUACAAUAGAAAUGGUGUCACACUAACACGUUUUCGAUAGAGAUGGUGUUAUACAAACACCUUUUCCAUAAUGGAGGUGUUCAACGAACAUGUUUUCUGUAAAGGAGGUGUCAUGCGAACACAUUUUCUAUAAAGAUGGUGUCACACGAACAUGUUUUCAAUAGAGAUGGUGUUAUACAAACGCCUUUUCCAUAAUGGAGGUGUCACACGAACAUGUUUUCCACGUAGAUAGAUGUUGGUAAAG
Macrobrachium nipponense is the source of this 1538-nucleotide messenger RNA. RefSeq lists its product as uncharacterized. The record is from RefSeq and is a predicted model, not a curated record. Bases 15 to 872 code for a protein of 285 amino acids. The transcript is spliced from 6 exons. NCBI's taxonomy places the organism in Eukaryota, Metazoa, Arthropoda, Malacostraca, Decapoda, Palaemonidae.